GCUGGGCAACGGCGAGCCGCGCGGAGGUCGGUUCUGGGGACGGGUGCCACCGGCGCGGGGCGGGAGCGCGGCCGCGGGGACCCCGUCGGGCAGCGCGGACCCUCGGUCCCCCGCGCGGCCUACUUAAUCGCGACCGUUGUUGGGCGGACCUAACCUCCGGCCUGUGUGUGAGAGCGGUGACACUGCCCGUCACUGAGCGGGAGCCGAGCCCACAGGUGGGAGAAUUCAAGGGAUGUGACACGACGAUCGAACCCGACAGGGCCGAGCGGCGCCUCUCCGGACUCAGCAUGCUACAAUGUAAGGGUCAUUCAUCUAAACAAGAUAACUUAGCAGUCACUGCAGUUGCUUUACAAGAUCACAUUUUACAUGACCUUCAGCUUCGAAAUCUUUCAACAGCAGAUCCUUCCAAGACAAAGGCACAACAGAGAGACACCAGAUCCAAGUCUCUAAAAAGAAAUACAAGAGCAGUAAUAGAUACUGGCCUUAAAACAGCGGUACAAGGCCCUAAAGUGGAAGAUCCAGAAAGAGAAUAUGUUCUUGAUCCAAAACCACCACCCUUAACUUUAGCUCAGAAGUUGGGCCUGUUUGAACCUCCCCCAUUGCCACUAUCAUCAGAGGAAUGGGAAAAAGUGAAACAAAGAUCCAUCAUGCAAGGGGACUCAACGCAGCCAUGCCCAAUAUGCAAAGAAGAAUUUGAACUUCGCCCCCAGGUGCUGCUUUCAUGUUCCCAUGUGUUUCACAGAGCAUGCCUCCAGGCUUUUGAAAAAUUCGCAAAUAAAAAAACCUGCCCCCUCUGUAGAAAGAACCAGUACCAAACCAGAGUGAUUCACGACGGAGCGCGGCUGUUCAAAGUAAAGUGUGCGACAAGGAUCCAGGCCUCCUGGAGGGGACACGUGGUGAGGAAGUGGUACCGAGACCUGAGGAGAACAGUGCCGCCCACGGACGCCAAGUUGAGGAGAAAAUUCUUUGAAGGAAAGUUCACAGAAAUCAGCCGCCGCAUACUGUGCUCCUACAACACAAACAUAGAAGAGCUGUUUUCGGAAAUCGACCACUGCCUGGCCAUAAACCGAAGCGUCCUUCAGCAGCUGGAGGACAGGUGUGGCCACGAGCUCACAGACGGAGACUGGGAGGAGAUCCAGAUCCAGGCUCUGCACCGGGAGACCCUUGAGUGUCCCAUCUGUCUCACCCCACUCCCCACCAGCGGCGACUGUCGCCAGGACCCGGUGGAGAUGCUCUGCGGCCAGCCUUCCCGAGAGAUGGUCCUCCUGUCCUGCUCACAUGUGUUUCACCACACGUGUCUCCUUGCCCUGGAGGAGUUCUCCCUGGGAGAGAGCUCUCCUUUCCACGCCUGCCCCCUCUGCCGCUCUUGCUAUCAAAAGAAAAUUCUGGAAUGUUGAAUUCCUAGUCAGGGAAAACUAUCAUUCCUGGGGGGGGGGGGGGGACGUUUACCUUAAUUUUGGAUAAACUGUAUGGGUUUGGGGUUAAGUGCUAUGGUGUAAUCUGUUCUCCAGUGAAACGUGUUUUUACCAGCUGUGUGUAGGAACCCUAAAUGUAUUUCUAAAGCUGACAACCUACCCAGUUUUAGUCGUUAGUCUAUAAACAUUUCAAACUGAUAAGCUUAAUCAGUUGAAAGAAGUGAGGGAUGGAUAAAAGGUCGAGUUGCAGAGGUUCUGUACUUUGGUGAUCUGCUGUGCUUCUUAGGUGAUCAGUUGGGAUUGCUCCCAGCAGCAAGAUCACUCUCGUCCCUUCGUGGUCAUCUGGUUACCUGGCCUGUCUCCACGGAGUUCUGGUUGACACUGGGUCGGGCCUGCCAGGAUGGCCCGUGCACGUGGCUGCAUACACACAGCGACUGGGUGCCCAACGAGCUGGGAACCUAAAAACACUCCUUAAAUUGUCUUAGAAGCACUGCUUGCCAUUCCUAGUUCUCAUUUUGUAGUAAUUGCUCUAUUUCUAUGUGAUAAAUGACUAUUGUACUCCAGCGCUUCUAAUAUGUAAACCCAAAGUAUAAAAAUAAAAUAUUCAGUGGCAUUCGGCACCAGGAGAUGGUAAAUCGCGUUCAAUGACUUCGAGCCGCUCCGUUGUAGCUGGUACGUGUGGACAUCCAUGGAUGUCUGCUUGGAUCGGAAGGGUGUGACUGUGCUCUCCUCUUCCCGGGACCUUGCUGGUUUGCAAUAACGAAGUACAGUUGUACAGGCCAAGUACCCCCCUGCCGUAGCGGGAAAGGCCCCAGAUCUCAGUGGCUUGCAGAGAAGCCUGUUCCUCCUGAACCCCACAGCCCACUGGCGGUUGGGAGGGGGGACGGGUGCUGACGGGGUGCUCUAAGAAGCCUCUGGCUCCCCGGCUCCUUCCGACUUCUGUCUCAUGGCUCCUCCACCCUGAGUCCGUGAACGUUCUCAUCACUGGGGAAAAGCAGGCAGGGGUGCUUACCGGGUCGAGCUUGGGCGUCCAGGCACACGUCGCCACGGCAACAGCUAGCCGCAGGGCAAAGAGACCGGAAGCGGGAGCCCAGGAGGAGGAAGACGUGGGUCGCCAAGCCCAGGUACACACGUGUCAGGGGUGCGGAACAAUCCUGACAUCAUGUGGAAAGAAAUACUAAAAUGUAUAUUCCUUUCUUUUAAUCUCAUCCUUUCAAAAUGCUCGUCUGAUAGGUUUUAUUUAUAAAUAGCUUUAUAAAUACCUACCACUUACGAAUAAAUGCACAUAUAUUGGAGUGUGCUCAAACAUCUUGUAAAUGAUGGGGCACCCCACUGCAAAAUUUGGACAAGCAAAAUCUGUCCAAAAUCUGUUAACAGUCUUGUCCCACUCAUCCACAGGGGACAUGCCCCAAGACCCCCAGUCGAUGCAGAAAACCACAGAUGGUACCAAACCCUAUUUUCCUACUGCAUCUUCUCCUAUACAUACAUACCGAUGAUAAAGUUUAGUUUA
Acinonyx jubatus (cheetah) is the source of this 2925-nucleotide messenger RNA. It is a transcript of the gene RNF32, whose product is annotated as ring finger protein 32. The record is from RefSeq and is a predicted model, not a curated record. Lineage: Eukaryota; Metazoa; Chordata; Mammalia; Carnivora; Felidae. The coding region runs from base 288 to 1397 and encodes 369 amino acids. Gene Ontology annotation, molecular function: protein binding. The transcript has 9 exons.